Colletotrichum costaricense is the source of this 1392-nucleotide messenger RNA. RefSeq lists its product as uncharacterized. NCBI's taxonomy places the organism in Eukaryota, Fungi, Ascomycota, Sordariomycetes, Glomerellales, Glomerellaceae. The record is from RefSeq and is a predicted model, not a curated record. The coding region runs from base 1 to 1392 and encodes 463 amino acids. The transcript has 2 exons.
AUGCCUAGUCGACUGCAAAAACUCAAUAAACACGACAAGCAACGGCUCCCAUCCAACCCUCCUCAGGUACCCGUACCCGACUUUGAUAUUCCUCCACAAGACUUUGUUCUCGACCUCCACACCUCUACCUCAACAACUUCCGCCAAAACGUCUUCUUCCCCGACGACAACGACGACGGCCCCAUCGCUAAAUGGUCUCUCGAGCAGUCGACGCACACUCGCUCCCCCUAUCACCACCUCCUACUUCUCUCGUAACGUACGCAACAGUAGCUUGAACACGCGCAUCGACGGAACCCACCAGUCGACGCCGAGCCCUUUCCCUUCUCCCCGAGGCGCCCCUAAGAUGGUCCAGACCAUCCGAACAGUACCCAGCUUCGAAGCCGCGAGCGACACGAGCUCCGACGCACCCUCACACACUUCCGCAUUCUCCAGUUCCGUAAACAGCAACGCCAGCGCAGUCAGCAUGGCAUCGAAUCACCAAGAAAGGACGCCAGGCGUCAAGUUAAAACACGACUGGCCUCACGCCAGCAACGACAACACCAUCAAAAUAGACUCAGCGAGGAGGGAAGAGACGCCGCCUGCCGACGAUGAAAACGCCGCUCCCGUACCCGAAGGACAAGGCCCAGGCUGGGACUCGACCAUUGGCAAGGCGGGUCUGGGAAAGACGGGACGGGUCAUCAACAAGCUCGUCAGCGACAACGAAGCCCUAAAGCGUGACAUCCAGAUCGAACGGUUACGAGCCGAGGAGGCCAAGCAGGCCGCCAAGCUGGUAGAGGACAAGAUGGAGCGCAUCAUCAGCGACUACGAGAGCCGCCUCCUCGAAGCGAGCGUCACCAAGACGCUCCUCAGCCGCAAGGAGCGCCAGGUCGAAACCCUCCACGCCAAUGUGGAACUAGAAAAGAAGCGCACGGCGGACGCCAAAGAAAAAGAGCUCCUGUGGCGCGACGAGAUGGAAAAGAUGCGCGCCAGCACGACGAAGCAGGUCGAGGACGCAAACACCCAUGCCGCGCUCAUGGAGGGACGGUAUAACGCCAUCAGCUCGCACUGGAAGGACCAGGGCGACGAGGUGCAGCGCGCGCACCUAAAGCUGCGGUCCGAGAUUGCGGGCGUCGUCGAGGAGCGGCGGCGCGACGACGAAAAGAUUGCGGCGCUGCGGGACCUGUGCGACCAGCAGGACGGCAACAUCAAGGAGCUGAGGCGGCAAAAGGAGGAGAUCCAGAAAAAGUUUGACGAGUACAAGGCGCAGCAAGAAUUCUUGCUCAAGGAUAUCAAGGCUGGCGUCGCCGGGCGGGAUGCCGAGCAGGAGAGGUUGCUCGAGGAGACGAGGUCGACGUUGGCGAAGCUAAAGUGGGCGCUCAAUGUGAAAGAAAACGUCAAGGAUCUGCUGCAAUGA